ACGCGCUCGCUGCGUCGACGUGCUGACGCCAGGACGCCCGGCCGGUGUGUGUCUGUGUGUGUGUGUGUUUGUGUGCGUGUGUGCGCGCUCCCAGAGUGUGUAUUUGUGUAUCGGCGGUCCCGCAGGUCCCGGAUGUUGCGGACAGUAUGAGGCGAGCGCAGGGGCUCGGGGACCAGCAGCUGUCGCCGCCGCUCUCAGAAAUUUCCUGCUAGACAAGACAAAGUUUUCCUACUGACUUGACUUGAGUGAAGAAAAAAAAAAGAGAGAAAACUUUGGCCCCUGACUGGAAUCUCGCUGAACCUUCAAACUGGCGAUGUCAAGGGUUCCAAGUCCUCCACCUCCGGCAGAAAUGUCGAGUGGUCCCGUAGCUGAGAGCUGGUGCUACACACAAAUCAAGGUAGUGAAAUUCUCCUACAUGUGGACCAUCAAUAACUUUAGCUUUUGCCGGGAGGAAAUGGGUGAAGUCAUUAAAAGUUCAACUUUUUCAUCAGGAGCCAAUGAUAAACUGAAAUGGUGUUUGCGAGUAAACCCAAAAGGGCUAGACGAGGAAAGCAAAGAUUACCUGUCACUGUACCUGCUGUUGGUCAGCUGUCCAAAGAGUGAAGUUCGAGCAAAAUUCAAAUUCUCCAUCCUAAAUGCUAAGGGAGAAGAAACCAAAGCUAUGGAGAGUCAACGAGCUUAUAGGUUUGUGCAAGGUAAAGACUGGGGUUUCAAAAAAUUCAUCCGUAGAGAUUUUCUCUUGGACGAGGCCAAUGGGCUUCUCCCUGAUGACAAGCUCACCCUCUUUUGUGAGGUGAGUGUGGUGCAAGACUCUGUCAAUAUUUCUGGCCAAAAUACCAUGAACAUGGUGAAGGUUCCGGAGUGCCGACUGGCUGACGAGUUAGGAGGGCUGUGGGAGAAUUCCCGGUUCACAGACUGUUGCCUGUGUGUGGCCGGCCAGGAGUUCCAGGCUCACAAGGCUAUCUUAGCAGCUAGAUCUCCAGUUUUUAGUGCCAUGUUUGAACAUGAGAUGGAAGAGAGUAAAAAGAAUCGGGUGGAAAUUAAUGAUGUAGAGCCUGAAGUUUUUAAGGAAAUGAUGUGCUUCAUUUACACGGGGAAGGCGCCCAAUCUCGACAAGAUGGCCGAUGAUCUGCUGGCAGCUGCUGACAAGUAUGCCCUGGAGCGUCUGAAGGUCAUGUGUGAGGAUGCCCUCUGCAGUAACCUCUCCGUGGAGAACGCGGCAGAAAUUCUCAUUCUGGCUGACCUCCACAGUGCAGAUCAGUUGAAAACUCAGGCAGUGGAUUUCAUCAACUAUCACGCUUCAGAUGUUCUGGAGACCUCCGGGUGGAAGUCGAUGGUGGUGUCACAUCCCCACUUGGUGGCUGAAGCAUACCGUUCUCUGGCCUCAGCACAGUGCCCUUUCCUCGGGCCCCCACGUAAACGCCUGAAGCAGUCCUAAGAUUCUGCCCGUUAUGAGACUCCAUUUAUUUUCCAGAAGCAGCAGCCACUGUUGCUGCCACUGACCACCAGGUAGACAGAGCGAUCUGUGGAGCCUUUACUCUGUUGUGGGGGAAAGACUGCCUUGUGGCCCCACACUUAUAAAACAGCACUAAAUAACUUAGGGGAGCGGGGGGAGGGAAGGGCCCAGGACUUGGGGCUACUCAACCGAAUGAAAACCCUGUUGCUGCGUCAUCGUGUUCCCUUUGGCCUGGCUGAGUUUGACACUGGGAUUCAGUUUAGGCGCUGGCCCCGAGCACAUCCCAGCAAUGGUACUCUGGAGAAUCCUGCCUGCAUCUAACUGAGAAGAACAAAUCAUCAGGUGCCUGGAGCAAAGAGGAAAAAAAAAAAGGAUGUUCAGUUUUAAAAGAAGGGAAAAGAAAAGGAAGAUUUCAAAAAUCAGUUUGUGGAGUCCAAUAAUAUUUAUGUUGAGAAGCAAAAUUUAGCCCUUCCAACUGUUCUAAACCUCCAAUAUUUGUGAAAACUCCUCGCUACUAUACAAGUGUCCGAAGAGCUCUCUCGAUGUCAGCACUUAACGUUUGCAAGAACAGAAUAUAUCCUUUUAUCCUCUUAUGGAAAGAGACAAAUGAAGGCAAAGGAAGGAGGUUAUAUGAUCUGGAAGAUGAAUGUUGUGAGGAUAGUGGCUUUUGCAAAAGUCUUUAUUGGUGAUGAAAACUGGAAAAACCUGAUCACCCAGAAUUCAUACUGUCUUGACAAAGAACUAUGGUUCUGUUUUUAAAUAUCGUGGAAAAUGUUUUUUGGCAUUUUUCUUUGAUCUUAUUUCUCUUCCCUUCCCCCUCUCAUUUUCUAAAAACAAACAAACAAAAAACACUUCCAGAAAACACAUAAAGCAAUUAAAGAAAAGGAAAUUUUAUUAUUAUUGCUAUGUGAAACAAAUCCCAGCCCAGACUGCUCAGCUGUUAAUACCUGACUCGCCACCUGCAUAGGAGCCAGUCCUGUUACUUCUGAUUAGCCCUCUUCCUACAGGAGAGAACUUCCAAAUGUUAAAAAUUUUUUUUGAAAAUAUAAAUAAUUACUAUUUUGUA
This is a messenger RNA of Jaculus jaculus (lesser Egyptian jerboa), 2522 nucleotides long. RefSeq names its product speckle type BTB/POZ protein (gene Spop). Gene Ontology annotation, biological process: proteasome-mediated ubiquitin-dependent protein catabolic process; regulation of proteolysis. The transcript is spliced from 11 exons. The record is from RefSeq and is a predicted model, not a curated record. Bases 314 to 1438 code for a protein of 374 amino acids. Lineage: Eukaryota; Metazoa; Chordata; Mammalia; Rodentia; Dipodidae. Gene Ontology annotation, molecular function: ubiquitin protein ligase binding. Gene Ontology annotation, cellular component: nucleus; cytoplasm.